UCCAUCCCUUAAAGUCGGUGGUGACCUUUAGUUGGUUUAUAAAUAAACAUAAUUAUAUUGCAUUUUUCAUUGAUUUAUUAUGUGCAUUAUUUAUCGCCAUUGUAGAAAAGAUGAAGGAAAUGAUCUUUAAAAGUUGGUGUGGUGUAAUGCUAACAAUAAAAUAGGUAGAUUGUGUUAUCGCUGUUGGCGUCUUGUUUUUGUGAUUUGAUCCAAGAUAGAUCAUGGCAGCGUCUGAGACAGUUAAGGUAUCUGUCGUCAUAGAUCCGACGCCAAAUAUUAUUCCCUGCUCAACAACUUUUACUGCUGAAGAAUUGUGUAUAGUUCUGUGUAAGAAAUAUAACAUUCCGCCACUGACGCGUACCCUGUUUGCAUUACGGAUCAAAGGCUCAGACCUUUUCCUCAAAGAUAACAGCAAAGUUCUUCUGAGUUCAAGAGAUUAUGAAUUAAGGAUACGGUUCAAGGUACCUCGACUGGGUCUGUUAAUUACUUUAGAUGAAACAACUUAUGAUUACUACUUUCAACAAGCAAGAAAUGAUGUUAAUGAAAAUAAAGUGCCUGAAAUUAAGUACCCUGAAAAUAAACAGGAACUUCUGGGUCUUGGCAUAGCUGAUAUGACAAGGGCAAUUAUAGAAGAGAAACUACAAUUAAAUGAUGUAGUUCGUAAUCACAAGAAAUAUAUUCCCAAAAUUAUAAUAAGGAGACAUGGUCCAUAUCCAAAAAAAUAUGCCAUAGACUAUCUACCGAAACUGUGUUCUGUGGGUCACAAUGUUAACUAUGUUAAAAAUCUAUAUUUACAACAAUUAUAUGGAUUGGCACCAAACUAUUUGGCUGAAGAGUAUAACAAUGUACUUUGGCAGAAUGGUAGUGAUGUAUUGCCCGUUAAAGUUGUUGUUUCACCAUUUCAUCCCCACCAGCCAGGAAUACGGCUUUUUAAUAUUACUAAAAGAGAUUGGUUUCAUGUUUGUACUAUUGAGGAGUUGAUAUAUCUGACUAGAAACGGAGAUAACUGUUUGGAGAUAUCAAGACGUGGGACACCUUUGUUUCUUAAGUUCAAAAAUGAGGAACAGUUAUCAUCAUUUAUAUCCCUAUGUGAUGGAUACUAUAGGUUGAUGGUAAAGUGGACAUUUAAUUUGUCGAAGGAUGAUGAAACACCUUCGUUAAAGGAGCUCCAGAGAAUAAAAUGCCAUGGGCCUGUGGGAGGUGCAUUUUCAUAUCGUAAGCUUGAAGAGAAGCGGUCUAAGAAGCAUGGAUGUUACAUUCUUAGGCAAUGUCAGGACGAUUACAAUGUAUAUUAUUUGGAUGUUUGCUCCAAAAAUAGUACAACUGAAACAUACAAAAUAGAAUUUAAAGGCCACUGCUAUAUAUUUAAUAAGGAAGAAUAUUUUAGCAUCGAAAGAUUGGUCAGUUGUCAUCAAAAUCCUGAAGGAAGGAUAUUUCUAAAUGAAUGCAUACCACCUUCAGAGUAUGAUAAGUCUCAGUUACUGUUGUGUGGUGAACCAUUAAAGAAAGGAGUUAGAAUUGACCAAGCGGAGUUGCAAGAGAUUUUAAAAGACAACAAAAGUCCACGAUGUCUGCCAAACAAAGAUUUAUUAUUAUACACUGGUUCUGAAAAAGUGGGUUCCGAAAAUAUAACAGCGACCUACAAGGCUCUUUGGCGUCUGGAUGAAACUAAGAAAUUGGUUGUGGCAUUUAAGACAUUACAAAGAGAAAAAGCUAAUGAUUAUUUAAAGGAUUUCAUUGAGUUAGCAAGUAAAUGGGCGUGCGUGCAAUCUAGUUCUAUAGUGAGGUUGUAUGGAGUUACACUGAGUUCACCAACUGCUAUGGUGUUGGAAUACUUGCCCUAUGGCCCCUUCGAUGUGUAUCUUAGGGAGAAUGAGGAGAAUGUUAAGCCUAUACACCUGAAGAAGGUUGCAGCGGGUUUGGCUCGUGCUUUAUGGGAUCUCUCAGAGGCUGGUAUAGUACACGGAGCGAUACGAUGUCGCCGUUUACUACUGGCCUCUCACCACGAUGACCGCAUCAUCGUCAAGCUCUCAGGACCGACACUCAGACAGUACUCGCCGCUCGAUGUUCACUGGAUGCCGGUAGAGUUCUUCGCUGAUAUGAACUUAGCGAAGAGAUCUGUUUUAGGGGACAUCUGGGCUUUCGCUACCACCCUGUGGCAGGUUUUCUCAUACGGACACUCUCCGAAUGAUACCAAUCCAGUUUUAACUGCAAGAAGUUACGAGAUGGGUGACAGAUUGCUUCGUCCGUCCCGGUGUCCUGGCGAGGUUUGGGCCUUGGUCAGAUCCUGCUGGCAGAGCGACCCUCCAAGACCACAGGAGAUUAUGCGAGAUAUGAAUCACAUGCUGCAUAGAGAAUAUGUUCCUCUACAUGAGUACGAAGAACCAAAGAUUUCAUUGGAUCACAUGGAACAUGCAGAAACGGUGUCGAGCGAUCGUUUUAUUCCCAGCGAGUUGAGUGACGCCGGCAGCAAUAAGUCGUUAAUAUCAGUAGACAGCAGUGUACCGUCAACUAACGGGACAGUAUCGGACUCGUAUGAUAAUCCAUUCGCUGACAACAAGAGUUCAAACUCGUUGGAAUCAAUGAAUGCAUUGACCUACGCACUGCGGUCGGAGGCUGUGAUCAGUCGUAGCAACAGCGCGUGUGGACCCGACGAGCCGGAUGAUGGUGCGGGCGCCCCAAGACUCAUGGAAUCCAUCGUGUCCCAGGGGAAGACAUAUCUCGUUACCAUAACAAAGAAAAUAGGAAGUGGCAAUUACGGGCACGUCUUCAAGGGCUGGAUGGAACGUGAUAAUCAGGAAUCUCAAAGGAAAGAAGUAGCUGUUAAGAAAUUAACUCGGCAAGCUUCAGAAAGAAAUGGAAGCCUUUACGAGGACUUUAAAAAUGAACUGGAAAUUAUGAAGUCCCUACAACACAUCAACAUAGUAGAGAUCCUCGGUUAUUCUUGGGAUCACAGUUCGGAUGUGCUGAUAGUCAUGGAAUAUUUAGAGGAGGGUUCCCUUAACUACUACCUCAAGUUCCAGGGAGAUAAGCUAAGGAUAUCACAUCUUUUGAAAUACGCCAAAGAUAUUGCAACGGGCAUGGAUCACGUGUCAGCGAAGAACGUCGUGCAUAGAGAUCUAGCUACAAGGAACAUUCUAGUUGUGAACAAAUAUCACGUGAAGAUAUCCGACUUUGGCUUAGCGAGGAUCAUACCUAAGGAGGAGAGUGCAUACAGAAUUAAGACAGAACGCCUUCUACCUAUCAAUUGGUACGCUCCGGAAUCAGCAGUAGAGCCGUGGCAUUUCUCCAGUAAGAGUGAUGUGUGGUCGUACGGUGUUACAGCUUGGGAGAUAUUUACACGGGCUAGGACUGAAGUGCCCAAGUUUGAUGUGGAAAGACCCAGGGAAAGGGCGUCGUGUUUUCAAAUACCAGAAGGUUGUCCUUCGGAGAUAUUCAGACAUCUGAUGAAAGAAUGCUGGGCCCUAGACCCAAAUUUACGUCCCAAGUUCAUUGACCUCGUGCAUAUGUGCAAGCGAUUUAUGGAUGAAUACCAGUGAACAUUAUGAAGCUGUAGCUACUGGAAUUGUUGACUAUUUAUUGCAUCGCAUGCGAAUUGAUAAUUAUAAUAGAUCACGUGGUAAUUCUAUGUAAUUUAAGAAUAGUGUGGAUUGUUUUGUAUGAAUUAAUUUCUAAUGUAUCUGUAUUUUUUUAUCCGCGAAUGGAUAUUUAAUGAAAUCAAUGGAAUAGCUCAAGCCUCGAUUCACUAGUUGCUCGUGCGCACAGUCUUGUUUGAUGGUUCCUUCAAGCAUUUGCCUUAGUUAUUUUGUUUAUGUAAAUAAUUUGUUUAUUUAAAUGCAAUCACAUGUUACAUACACCAUGCAAUUACUUCAUCAUAAGAUUAUUACUAAGAAUUUGUUAUAAUAUAAUUUAAUUUUAACAUCAUAUUAUAUAAUACAUAUACUUGCCCAGUAGAAUGUUAUUGUGAGAUUUAAGUCAAUUGUAGCUUUUUAAGUGAUAGAUUUUUUUUUUUACUUUUAUAUAAAUGUUGCACGCUAUAAAUUUUUGGACUAUUAAUUUAUUGUAAUCUGUGAAGCAUUUUGUUGCAAUACUUUUUUUUUUAAUAAAAAAAAUCAAGUCAAUUAUGUAUCUACAAAUAAUUUGUUAGGAAAUUAUACUUAAUUAAUCGUUCAAUAAUGUAGCGUGCUCUAUUGUGAAGACCAAAGAUAUUAAAUUAUCAUUUAAUAUUGUUAUCGUAAUUUUUUUUAAGUUAAAAUUAAAAUAUGUAUGACUGCUCAGUUGUUAAGACUUGAGUGAUAGCUUUUAUGUUUGACGUAUGAGUUGUUAAUGCUUUAGAGUUUGACAAGGAGGAUUGACCUUGAAAAUGUGAAAUAUAUGCCUGAUUUAUUAAUUCUAUGAAAUUUUUCGAAUGUCUAUUGAUUUUUUUAAUUGAUUCAAACAGUUGUGAUCGGUAUGAUGAUAGACUGAGUAUGAAGUUAACGGGUGCUAAAAAGAAUUGUAUGGAUAUGGCUAGUGUUUUACAGGAAUUUUUUUGUUACAUCAAAAAUCUUUUAAAUAAAUCUUUUUUAAGCCAUAUUAUACUAUCAUCAGAAUCAUGUUUGGUUUAAUUACAUAAAAACGAGUUAAUUAUACAUUUGUAUAUAAGUCGAAUUGGAAUUUACGGAUAUUUUAUUAGUAUAAGGUUGUUAAAGUGUUUUGUUUAAAGCUAUGUAGUUGAAAUGAGCGUGAUUUUUCGAUAUUUAUAUUAUAUAAUAUUCCGACCAAUUCAGAUCAUGUCCGAUGAUAUACAAUUUGUAAUUUUAAUUUAUUGAAUAUCUCAUUUAUAAACAGAUUAUUGUACGCGUUCAUAUUGAUAUAGUUAUUUAUGCUAGCAAUAGUUGAAUCAUUAUUUUUAUACACAAUUACGAGUAUGCAAACAAGAGCCUGUUUGAAUGUUCAUCGGGAUAUGCCGAUGUGGCUCGGAAUCCAAAAAUGUUUUGUCUCUGGUACAUAAUGAGGCUUGAUGAUGAAUUUAUAAUAGAAAUUUUUAAAAAUGUCAAGUUAUAAAAUAAGUUUUCUAACAAUGAUUAAACUGACACUGUGAUAAACUCAAAAAUAAUAUUCAUAAAGUAUAACAAAAGUACAGUUACCAACAGAACUUUGAUUUUAUGUAACAAUAUCACUGACUGUAUUAGAGGACGUAUAACGUUGGGAUAAAUUGAAAUAAACUGGGAAAAAAAAUUCUCAGCUAAUUAAAGAUGGCGCCACUGACUGUAAAGUGGACGUCAACUGAAUCGAUCUCAGGCUUAUAUUUGUUAUAAAUAGAUUUUGUUCUCGAUUCACGUACUCAGUCCUCUAUAUAUUGUUAUAUAUGUUAAAUUUCCAUUCAUAUAUAUAUAUAUAUAUAUAUGUAAAUAAUUCUGAGUGUUUUGCAUGCGUGGAAUUCGAUGUAUAUAAUAUUGUUUAUGAAAAUACAUGUUAAUUAUAGGAAUCGUAUCUACUAUAACGACCUGAUGUUACUUCGUUUGAUGAAAAGUUUAUAUGUUUCUUAAAAAUAAUUUUUUUUUCAUGCCUCUAACAUAUUUUUAUACUACCUCACAGCUUACGGUAUGUUGUUUUAUACACGCAUUCCUUUCAUUGAACGAAGCAAGUGUCAGUUUUAUUUGCCAUACAUUUAAAUAAACAUUUGGAUAUUAUGA
Molecule: messenger RNA, 5678 nt
Organism: Danaus plexippus (monarch butterfly)
Lineage: Eukaryota; Metazoa; Arthropoda; Insecta; Lepidoptera; Nymphalidae
Gene: hop
Product: tyrosine-protein kinase hopscotch
Exons: 22
Coding region: 222-3539 (1105 amino acids)
Biological process (GO): intracellular signal transduction; cell differentiation; peptidyl-tyrosine phosphorylation
Cellular component (GO): cytoskeleton; cytosol
Molecular function (GO): ATP binding; non-membrane spanning protein tyrosine kinase activity; cytokine receptor binding
Source: RefSeq, a predicted model, not a curated record